Plenodomus lingam JN3 is the source of this 981-nucleotide messenger RNA. Lineage: Eukaryota; Fungi; Ascomycota; Dothideomycetes; Pleosporales; Leptosphaeriaceae. The record is from RefSeq and is a predicted model, not a curated record.
AUGCAAACUUCACAAUCAAGAAUAGGGAGGCAAUUGCUGGUGGGACUAAGGAGAGGGAACACAGGCGGUCAUCGCUGUUUUUCAUGUACGGCGAGACAGGCACAGCAGCAGACACCACCCCCGAAGAAUCAGCAGGAUGCGCCGUCGACGACACAUUUUGGCUUCCAGACGAUAGCCGAGGCGAUUAAAGAGCAAAAAGACACUAAUCGGGUUGUGGAAACAGUUGGCGCAGUCUUCUCCUCGGUUGCCACCUCGUACGACUCCAUGAACGACUUCAUGUCUCUGGGCAUCCACCGCCUCUGGAAAGACCACUUUGUCCGAAAUCUCAACCCGGGCCGCAAUCCACUCACCACUCCCUCAUCUGCCGACUCUCCCCAAGGCUGGAACAUACUUGACAUCGCCGGCGGCACGGGCGACAUCGCCUUUCGCAUGCUCGACCAUGCCUCGAGCAUCAACAACGAUGCCCACACCACCGUCACCGUCGCAGACAUCAACCCCGACAUGCUUGCCGAGGGCAAGAAACGAUCUCUACACACGCCCUACGCGCGCUCCCCACGCCUGAAAUUCGUCCAAGCCAACGCCGAAAACUUGGACAUGAUACCCUCUUCCAGCAUUGACCUCUACACCGUUGCCUUUGGUAUCCGCAACUUUACACACAAGGAAGUCGCUCUGAAGGAAGCGUACCGCGUCUUGAAACCUGGCGGCGUCUUCGCAUGCCUCGAAUUCAGCAAAGUCAACAACCCGCUCUUUGACGCCGUAUACCAGCGCUGGAGUUUCGGGGCGAUUCCCCUGAUUGGUCAGGUUGUGGCGGGGGAUCGUGACAGUUAUCAGUAUCUUGUGGAGAGCAUUGCGAGAUUUCCGAGCCAGGAGGAGUUCAGUGGCAUGAUUCGAGAUGCGGGGUUCUUGGUGCCAGGAAAGGGGUGGGAGGACUUGACAAUGGGUAUUGCGGCAAUACACAAGGGUGUCAAACCGUUAAGGUAG